UUUAACGUUUUAUUUAUUCCCCUUGAUAACAUGUUAGUUGGAUUUAUUCUAAUUUUCGUAUUAUCUUUGUUUGCCGUCUGCUUAUAUUAUAAAAGACAGAGACUUACUACCGGUAAAGAUAUUCCACGGCCAAGAGGAUUCCCGAUUAUAGGCAACAUCAACCUUCUUCUGGGAAAUUUAGCCCCUUGCAUUGUAUUACAGCGUGUUGGCAGAGAACUGGGAGAUGUUUUUAAGUUGUCAAUUGGAUUCAAAGAUGUCGUUGUACUAAACAGCGCAGAAGUGAUUCGAGAAGCCUUUGGAAAAAAAGGAGACGACUUUUCUGGGCGCCCAUACGUCUACUCAAUAGACAGAAUAUCGCAUGGUGACGGUGGUAUUGCUUUUCGAGAUUUUUCUCCAUCUUUGGUACAACAUAAAAAGGUGUCGGCAGCUGCACUUCGCUCAAAUUUUGUUGGCUAUUUUGAAGAAAGUACCGGCAAAUGUAUAUUCAGAGAAUUAGACGAGUUACUAAGCUCAUUUCAAAAAGAAUGCAACGCAUUUGAUCCGAGUGAUAUAUUAAAUGUUGCAAUUGCCAACAUUAUCUUAAACAUUACUUGUAGCAUAAAGUAUGAGGCUGGUGAUAUUGAGCUGGAAGAGCUUCUACAAGCAAAUGAUAACCUAAAAGUUAUUUUUAAAGUAGGAGAUAUCAUUGACGUAUUCCCAUGUUUGAAGGUAUUUCCCAACAAAAGACAGCGAUUGGUUGUCCAGCUUAUCAACAUCCGUGACAAAGUAUUUGUGAGAGAAUAUGAACGUCACAAAUGCAGUCAUGAUCCUGACAACACCAGAGACUUUGUUGACGCCCUCCUUAAUCUCGGAUACUUGCCCAAGGACCAGAUUGUCAUGACCGCGUGGGAGAUGUUUUCUGGCGGAUUUGAGUCUACUUUUCAAACGAUGAGAUGGGCAAUUCUAUAUCUUAUGAUGAAUCAAGAGGUACAAUCUAAGAUACAACGGGAAUUGGAUGAGAAUUCUUGGCACCGUUAUCCUGCUUGGAAGAACAGGCGUCACUUACCGUACCUUGAGGCCACCGUUCUUGAAGUAUUACGACAUAGUUCAUUUUCCUCCCUCAAUGGACCACAUCAAACGACCAUUGACACCGAGAUUUCCGGAUACAAAAUACCGAAAGGAACGAUGGUACUAUCAAAUCUUUGGUGGGUUCACCAUGACCCAUCCACGUGGACAUCACCAGGUGAAUUCAAUCCAGAUCGGUUCAUCGACACGAAAGGCAGUGUCCACGUACCUCCGCAAUUUCUUCCAUUUUCGAUUGGCAGGCGUAAGUGUCUUGGAGAUCAGUUUGCAAAGAUGGAGGUGUUUACACUACUAGGUGGCAUUCUACAGAGGUACACUAUUUUACCUUCGGCAGGUGACCCGAUCCCUAGUGCAGAGCCGAGUGAACCCGACAUGAUUCGGGUUGCGGAUCCCUUUAGGAUCCAAGUGCUCCCCAGAGCAAAGCAAAUUUCUUGAUAGUAUAUUAUAAAGACCUCUGGGUAAUAACGAGUAGUACCUGUAAAUAGUAAAACAGUCACAGAACUGAUUUUUUUUUUUUUUUUUUUUUUUUUUUUUUUUUUUACAUUUUUUUAUAUUCUGAACCCAAAAGCAUUGGUUAAAAUAGUCGCAGAAAU
Molecule: messenger RNA, 1655 nt
Organism: Anneissia japonica
Lineage: Eukaryota; Metazoa; Echinodermata; Crinoidea; Comatulida; Comatulidae
Product: steroid 17-alpha-hydroxylase/17,20 lyase-like
Exons: 5
Coding region: 31-1497 (488 amino acids)
Biological process (GO): hormone biosynthetic process; progesterone metabolic process
Molecular function (GO): iron ion binding; steroid 17-alpha-monooxygenase activity; heme binding
Source: RefSeq, a predicted model, not a curated record